CGGAAGCGCUCGCCUACCUCCGUUUUUGAUUCAACUGGCCACAGCAGAGUCCAGCCGCCGCCUCUUACUCCUGAACCAUCACUACAAUCCCCAGUACCAGCGCUUGCAUAGACAACUUUAUACAAACAAUAAUUCUUUGCGUUGUCAACGAACGUGAUCAUGUUCUCAAGCCCGACAUCGAGCCGUACGCUCGCAACUACCACGCUGAAGGGCGCUGGCCUCAUCGACAGCGACACGCGCAUGCGAGAUGCCACAGUGGACAAACCUGGUGGUCGCAAGGGCGCCUCGAAGAUCCGCACGCACCGCACACGUCCGAUUGAUGCCUACAAGGAGCCUCACGGCCCUGGUCGAGCUAGCAUGCUCGCCGCACGGACACAACCAGGCGGCGCGUCGGAUGUUCUCACGAUCCGCGGCGCUUCGACGGUGGGGCGGCUUCGCAGGAACGCCGUUACGGCGGCAGUUGCAGGUGUAGCGCCUAGCAAGGCGCACACACCAGUGAAAGCAGUAGAAGUGUGGAAAGAUUUUGUGAACAGACGGUGGAAUCCCGAAUUGAGGUUCUUGAACCUAGAGAAUAUGAUGGACGAUCCAGAGAUUCAGAAACACAACUUGUUGCCACCAGGCGUCCCUGCUUCCUCAGUAAGAGAGGCCUCGGUUUUGUUCAAGUUAGCCUCGCACCUGAGACCAGCUGUCCAAACGCUGUCUCUCGCAAAUAACAACAUCAGCUCCGGUCAGCUCCUUUCAACGCUAGCGCACUAUCUUCCUAAGCUCGCCAAUCUAUCACUGCAAAACAAUAACCUCAAGGUUUGGCGAGAUAUUGAUUUUAUCUCCGGGCGGAAAGGGAAGCUCGAGCAUUUGCGAGAACUCAUACUCCUCGGAAAUCCAUUAAGAGAACUGGAGAUUCAGAAUGGAAGGGGAGAUAAGUACAAGAGUGACAUGGCACGACGUUUCACGUCAUUGAUAAUGCUGGAUCAGGAGGCCAUUGCUACUAUAGCAUUCGACGCUCCCGGACCUUCGUCUACUGUCGUAACGGAAAAACGGGCAACUGCAACCACAUUUCCAUAUGAAAUGCGGCCAUCAUUUAUCACGGGUGUUGAAGACUCGAUUGUCAGCAAUUUCCUCGUUCGGUUCUUCCCGUUGUUUGAUGAUCAACGAGCUACCCUUCUCGAUGCAUACCACCCUUCAGCAACUUUCUCGUUCUCAUGUAAUACAGCUAUUCCAUCUCGCGCACGUAUACAGGGCCUUCACGUAUCUAAAGAGAUGCCCAAUCAGCGCAAGCUUGAUUGGGGUCCCUGGCUCAACAAUGGCUCCCGAAAUCUUAAUCGCAUGGGAGGUGGCGGUGACAAAGUCAUUAACAGCCUCCACCUAGGUAGCGAAGAGGCUAUUCGAGCCAUGUCGACACUACCAAAAACAAAACAUGACGUAUCUGGUUCACCUGAGAAGUUCUGCAUCGAUGCAUGGCCUGUGGGUCAGGGCGAGAACUUAAAACUGUUCAUUUCCCUACAUGGGCAAUUCAUAGAAGAACCUUCGCAGGGUAUUCGGUCAUUCGACAGGGCGUUUGUCCUAGCUCCCGCACCCCCAAGUUCUCGGGCUAAAUUAAAUGGCUGGGACGUUAUGGUUCUGUCAGACCAGUGGUCUGUACGAGCAUACUCGACCCACGAUGCAUGGCAUCCAGGACCGAUGCGUGUGCAAGCUGGGGAUGUUAUUCCGAUGCAACAGAAACCAACGGGGUCCAUCGCAUCAUCAUCUUCAUUGAUCCCAGCCGGCGCGCGUGUGCAGCUAGAACACACCAUAUCAACAUUUUCUGAACCACAGCGUAAUCUGAUCAUGCAGAUCUGCGAGCGGACGGGUCUUAAUGCCAAGUACGCCGUAGAUUGCCUCGAGAAUAACGCGUGGGUUUUCGACCGUGCCAUCGCAAACUUUGAGCAAGUCAAGGGGUCGUUGCCACGGGAUGCAUUUCUGUAAUGCAUGAAUUUUAAUACGGCGAACUCCCUUCUUACAAUCGGUUCACACUUAUUAUUAGAAGGUUCGAUUCGAUUACGAGGAAUUCGCGGAUGUCGGUCAUGGACUUUAGGUCAGGGAUAUUGAUCGCUACCCCAUGACUACUCUAUAUACAUUUGGCAAGCUGAAAGUACUUCAUGCAUCAUCGUAUCAGUUUCAAUGUAACGUUUUCAUUAUCAUAUUACUAUCAUAUCACGAAGUAUUUCGGUUUGUUGCACGCAAUGAACUCAUAAUGUGUUUGCUUC
Molecule: messenger RNA, 2243 nt
Organism: Suillus fuscotomentosus
Lineage: Eukaryota; Fungi; Basidiomycota; Agaricomycetes; Boletales; Suillaceae
Exons: 10
Coding region: 160-1962 (600 amino acids)
Biological process (GO): poly(A)+ mRNA export from nucleus
Cellular component (GO): nucleus
Molecular function (GO): RNA binding; protein binding
Source: RefSeq, a predicted model, not a curated record